Molecule: messenger RNA, 2555 nt
Organism: Xenia sp. Carnegie-2017
Lineage: Eukaryota; Metazoa; Cnidaria; Anthozoa; Malacalcyonacea; Xeniidae
Product: protein Dok-7-like
Exons: 5
Coding region: 168-2069 (633 amino acids)
Biological process (GO): neuromuscular junction development; positive regulation of protein tyrosine kinase activity
Molecular function (GO): protein kinase binding
Source: RefSeq, a predicted model, not a curated record
ACAGUGCACUUUGGCUUUAUACUUCCGCAAGUCGCAGUUGCCAAUUCUCUAUCUUUGAUGAACACUAGGGACCGUCGAAUAAUUUCGAUGAUAAAAGUAAAGGAAACGCCGUCGUAUGAAUUUUCACAACUGGAUUUAUAUGUGUUCUAUCAUUAUAUUUGAUAGUUAUGGAUAUUAUUCAAUGCAAUCUCCUUGUUAAAGUCAAGAGGAAGUGGAAAAGCCGCUGGGUAGUUUUACGGCGAGUUAAUCCUGGUUCAGAUCGCAUUAAUCUUUACAUAUAUAAGGACCGUUUGAGUGCAAUUGGAAAGCAACAAGAGAAGUUCCUGCUUUCCCUUCGUGAUUUUUGCUACACAGAAUGUGUUGAUAAAGACAACAGGUUGCCUAAAAUAGUUAUUAUUACUGAAGCUCGAGCAUUAUCCUUGAGAUUUGAGAAAAAAGAAGAUAGAGAUUAUUGGGAAGACACUCUUAUUAAGGAAGGUGGCUUUGGACAAGUUGUGACAUACAAUGGAAUUCUUCCGAGUAGACAGUCAAUGAAAUCAGGGGAAGUUUCUCUUCACAUCUACCCAAACUUUUUUACAUUAAUUCGGAAAAAAAACUCUCGAUGUAUUGGUCGUUGGCAAUUUGAACAGUUGUUUAACUAUGGGCCAGUUGAUGGUGGAUUUGUUUUUCGUGUUGAAAAUGUUUCAGAAGACCAUUCUGAGCCAGAGUCCUUUUUGCUUGUUACAUCAUCAGAGAAGCAAAUCAAUAGCACCUUUGAUACAGUUUACAAAACAGCCCAUAACAUGUAUGGAAGUGCUGAUGGUAUUCAAAAAUCGACAAAACUAAAUUCACUAAGAGCACCCCGACCGCGAUCAAUGAGUGAGCCAUCUGGUUUUAAGCGCUUUAUGCAAAGGCUUAGCAUACGUCGGAAGAGCAGAAGGCCAAAAUCGUCCAAAUGGAAGGAGAACACAGGUCCUACAGACAUCAAGAUCAACAACGCUGUUGCCUCUGCGGAAGAUGUCGCUCAUUUUGGUGAAGGAAGCCUCAAAAAUAAUGAUGCGGUUAAGCGAUCAAAGAAUGAUCCCAAUCCUGAAUCAGCGGACAAAAGAAAAUCAAAUGAAAGUGUAGCAUCAUCCUCCUCUGGAAUAUCGCCUUCGCCAUCUGACGGAAUUUUGUCAUGUGAUAUGGAAAACCAUGGAAGAAUUUCUCCAGGAGAUAUAAGGACAUUGAACGGAAACAAACAUGAUGAUGAGCGUCAGGGACAAGAUGCAGGUGAAAAGAAUGAAUCGACGAAACUAUCUCUUCUUGAUACUAAUACCCAGAAUGGCAACGAUAUGAGCAUUUGGCAACGUAGAAGUGCGUUAUUCCUCAACACGGACGACAUGAUUCGCGAAGGAUUCAUGAAAUCAAAACAAUCCGAUCAACGAUCUUGUGACGUACCUGCAAAUGAAGAGAGAAAUCAUAAUAAUGAAUUGACAGAAUCCUCUGAAGGGAAAGCUCUUGAGGGCACCGGCAUUCAAGCACGCAGAAACACGAGUGGCAAUCGUGUAAGACGUCCUAUGUUAACCAUACAAAUCACUCCCAGUUUAAGUCAGCCAUCUUUAAAUCAGUAUGUCAACGUUCCCGAAAAACCUCACGUUAGAGAUAUAACACGACUUCAGCCUGGUGUAUGGGAUCGCUAUGAUAGCGAAGAAAGUGUUUAUCAUAAUUUGGACAGGGUGAUUGGGGGACCAUCGGGUUAUCAGAAUGUGCCCGGAUCAGGAGAAAAUACUCACAUCGUGUCGUCAACAGCAAAUUCGUAUCAAAAUGUUGCUGCACGACUUCCCGAUGCACGUUCUUAUGAAAAUGUCGCUGGUCCUCGAUCAGAUAUGCAUUAUAUUAACGUUGAUGCCAAGCAAAGCAACUCUUCCGUGAACUAUAUUAAAGUAUCUGGUUCUGGACCCUCGACGCCAAUACAAAAGAACCAGUCAUUCAAUUCAAAAAAGGGAAAUCCUGAUUACACAGAAAUAGAUUUUGUCAAAACAAAACGAUUUAGGGAGAUGUCGAGGGAAGUCAAAAAGGAAAAAGUUGAAAGAGUGAAAAAGUCUUGAUAUUUUUCACUAGUGUUUUACAGGAAAACAAUGAGUAGCUUUUGAUAUGGAUAUUUAUUAACACGAGAAGAAUGUCUGGAAGCAACUGGGGUUAUUUAACCACACAUAUUCAUCCAGAUCGAAUUGCUCAAAAUACGAAAUAAAAUAAAAAUGUCGUUGAAAACCCACGGGUCUUUACAAAACUUGGUUUUAGCUAUUGUUUCGCAACCAUUUGAUUGCGAUUUUUUUUUAAAUAUAUUUUUAAGAUGAUGCUAUUUGCAUGUACGUUUGAUUAUGAUUUUUUAUGGCUGGUAAUGUUAAAUAGACUUGCUUUUAUGAAUUGGUUGCUUCUUUGGAAUGUAUAACCAAUGUUUGGACAAUGUUUUGUGCUGGUCAUAAAUCUAAUUGUUUAGCUGAAGCAAUUGUGAAACUAGAAUUUUUUAUUGUCGAAAAUGAUUGAAUGUAACGUUUUUAUAAUUAAAGUGUGCUUAUCAUUUUUGUAGUGUA